CUUAGUGCACUUCCGUUUUCCUCCACCCAAGAUUGUCCUCUCCCUUCUAACCCCUCCUCUGCUAGGACCCUAGUCUCUCUUCCCUGCCGCAAUGCAGUUCUCUCGUCCUCCCCCACUCAGCCUCAUCCUCUGUCUUCUGUACUUUGUACUUCGCUCCAUCUCUCUCUAGUUUUUCCACUCCAUCCUGGCCGUAUAUUGGACGCCUUCACUCCUCUUCUUUCUGCAAGGUCCUUCCAGCACUUUUGUUUUUUCUACAAUUUGGUCCCACCUUCUCUCCAUUCCUAUUUUAUUUUUUAUCUUCUUUCUCAAUUGUUUCUCCAAAGUUAGGCUUUAAAUACUUGCCCAUCUUCCUCUCAAACUAUCCUUCUCUGCUUCUUAGGAGAUAAUUCCAUUACAGUUCCUUCGAUCACAGUUGAUUAGUUGGUAAUUUUUUCUUCCUUCAGCCCUAUACUUUACACUCUAACAAUUUUUUUAGAGAUUCCUGUUUAGAUUUUGUUUUGCUCCUUCCCUACCAAAACAGCAUUUCAUAGAAGCCAGACACUGGGCUACAGGAACGGCUAUGCGAUUGCUCGACGUCCAACAGUUGGGAUAGGCGGGGACCGACUCCCAGUCAACCAGCUGUCCCAGGCUGACCUGGAUGAGUUGGCCAGUGCUGAAAUUUGAUGCCUAUUUCCAAGAAGAUGUUCCUAUGUCAACUGAGGAACAUUAUAGAAUCCGGCAAGUGAAUAUUUACUACUACCUAGAAGAUGACAGCAUGUCUGUCAUAGAGCCCGUUGUGGAAAACUCUGGGAUCCCUCAAGGCAAGUUGAUCAAACGCCAACGGCUAGCCAAGAAUGACCAGGGAGACCAUUACCAUUGGAAAGACUUAAAUCGAGGAAUAAACAUCACAAUUUAUGGCAAAACUUUCCGCAUUGUUGAAUGUGACCGAUUCACACAGGAAUUUUUGGAAAGUCAAGGAAUUGAAUUAAAUCCACCUGAGAAGAUGGCUCUCGACCCUUACACUGAACUGCGGAAACAGCCUCUUCGUAAGUAUGUCACCCCAUCGGACUUUGAUCAACUCAAGCAGUUUCUCACCUUUGACAAACAAGUUCUACGAUUCUAUGCAAUCUGGGAUGAUACAGACAGCAUGUUUGGUGAAUGUCGGAACUACAUCAUUCAUUACUAUCUUAUGGAUGAUACAGUAGACAUUCGAGAGGUCCAUGAACGGAAUGAUGGGCGAGAUCCCUUCCCACUCUUGAUGAACCGCCAGCGCAUGCCCAAGGUUUUGGUGGAGAAUGCAAAGGACUUCCCUCAGUGUGUGCUAGAAAUUUCUGAUCAAGAGGUGUUAGAAUGGUACACCGCCAAAGACUUCAUCGUUGGGAAACCACUCACCAUCCUUGGGAGAACUUUCUUCAUUUAUGAUUGUGAUCCAUUUACUCGACAGUAUUACAAAGAAAAGUUUGGAAUCUCCGAUUUACCACGUGUUGAUGUGAGCAAGAAGGAACCACCUCCUAUAAAACAGGAAUUACCUCCCUAUAAUGGUUAUGGACUAGUUGAAGACUCUGCUCAGAAUUGCUUUGCUCUUGUUCCAAAAGCUCCGAAAAAAGAUGUUAUGAAAAUGCUAAUGAAUGAUAACAAGGUGCUUCGUUAUUUGGCUGCACUGGAAUCCCCCAUCCCAGAAGACAAAGACCGCAGAUUUGUCUUCUCUUAUUUUCUAGCCACUGAUAUGAUCAGUAUCUUUGAGCCUCCUGUUCGUAAUUCCGGUAUCAUUGGGGGCAAGUACCUGGGCAAAACUAAAGUUGUCAAACCACACUCUUCCGUGGAAAACCCCAUUUACUAUGGGCCUAGUGACUUCUUCAUUGGUGCUGUGAUUGAAGUGUUUGGCCACCGGUUCAUCAUCCUUGAUACAGAUGACUAUGUCUUGAAAUAUAUGGAGAGCAAUGCUUCCCAAUAUUCACCAGAAGCACUCUUGUCAAUUCAGAAACAUAUUCAAAAGCGAGGAGCUCCUACAGCAGAAUUGGAAAACAAGCACAUUGACGUGGAUCCAGGUGUGCAAGAACUGGAAGCGUUAAUAGACACAAUCCAGAAGCAACUGAAAGAUCAUCCGUGGAAAGAAAACAUGCUUGAGGCAUUUCAAACUUGUGACAAGGAAGCUUCGGGAUAUGUGGACAAAGAGAUGUUCUUUAAAAUCUGUGACUCUCUUAAUGUCCCAAUUGAUGAUUCCUUGAUUAAGGAGUUAAUCAGGUUGUGCUCUCAUGGAGAAGAUAGGAUUAACUACUACAACUUUGUUCGUGCUUUCUCAGACUGACCUGGCUGAUGAUGAGAGAAUACAGUUUUCUGAGGUCAAUAUCUCAAGAAGAAUCCAUGCUUUGAUUUGUUUUCUCCAGUCACUCAUAGCUAUUAAAAAAACCUAACUUUCAAAUAUUUAAAAGUCCAUUUUGGUCUAAAAUAAAAACAUAGAGCUCUA
Messenger RNA from Pteropus alecto (black flying fox), 2446 nucleotides. RefSeq names its product EF-hand domain containing 1 (gene EFHC1). Gene Ontology annotation, biological process: mitotic cytokinesis; cilium-dependent cell motility; mitotic spindle organization. Lineage: Eukaryota; Metazoa; Chordata; Mammalia; Chiroptera; Pteropodidae. The record is from RefSeq and is a predicted model, not a curated record. Bases 638 to 2287 code for a protein of 549 amino acids. Gene Ontology annotation, molecular function: alpha-tubulin binding. Gene Ontology annotation, cellular component: axoneme; mitotic spindle. The transcript has 12 exons.